AUGGACGCCAAUGACAAGAAGGACCGGCGCACCGGCCACGUCAAGUCGGCGUUGUUCAGGCUCCCCGGAGAGGUUCGCAACAAGAUCUACGAGGAGACCUUUGCUGGCUCUGAGAUCGCUCUCGUCAUUGACCCUCCCGUCGACGUCCAGGUCGUCCCCGUCGGCGGCCGACGCAGCAUCUUCACUGCCGGAAUCGCCCAGCACCAAUUCCUCCUCACCUGUGUCCAGGCAUACCUCGAGGCUAUCGUCAUCUACUGGUCCCAGACCAUUGUUCGCAAUGGCUGCGACGGCCACUUCAGCCGCGGCUACUUCCUGAACCGCAUCCCCGACAUCGCGAAGCGCCACAUCCAGCACCUCCGAGACGUCCCCAUCGAGACCAACCCCAACCUUAGAAAGCUCCGAGGAGAGUGGGUUAGAGACCCUCUGUCUUUCGCCGCGGCCUUGGACCCCUUCACGAAUCUUAAGACCCUCUCGAUCAGAGACCGGAAGGGCCAACUCAACCGAUGGUACUGCGUUGGCAUGAUGGAAGAGGCCAAAGCCAAGCGCCCCAAGGCCCAAUUUUUCACCAAACACGCCGAACCUCAGCUGGACGAGCAGGGUCACUGGUUGUACUAUCAUGGUCUUUUGGCAUACGUGGUGACUUAUAGAAACUACACCACCGGCUCUUCAUGCACCUUGAGUCUGAUGAGGGGGCUGCAGGGGACAGACAUCUUCGAUGAGAUGACUUUCGAGAAGAUCGUAGAUCACAACUUUGCCGACGCAAAGGACGGUGGUGACUAG
Diaporthe amygdali is the source of this 780-nucleotide messenger RNA. RefSeq lists its product as uncharacterized. The transcript is spliced from 2 exons. Lineage: Eukaryota; Fungi; Ascomycota; Sordariomycetes; Diaporthales; Diaporthaceae. The record is from RefSeq and is a predicted model, not a curated record. Bases 1 to 780 code for a protein of 259 amino acids.